AUGUCAUUUGCAUCCGCAUCUCACUAUAUCAACGAUGUUUCACAACAAGGUGAUCGUCGCUUCUACGGUGGCUCCGAACACUCUAGUAGCGACGAGGACGGUGACCAUAUAAUGGGUGAUGAUAAAUUCGGCUCACCAGCAACUAUGGCCAAGUCGCAGACGACAUCAUCAAAAACACCAAAGUCGAGGAGGCGGGGUACUGCAACUACCAUCAAGGCACCCAAGCGGGCACGGACAGCAGGCGGAGGGGCCAGGAAAGGCACGGCCAAGGGAGCAGCAACAACAACAGGAGGAGGCGGAACCAGGAAGAAGAUCGACACAUCAGCGACGACUCUACCUAGCGAAUUCGACGACGGAGGUAGUCCAGCCGGUAGCCUAGCCGGUAGGCAAGACGGAGGAGGCAGCGGAAUGAGCGAGUCCGACAGCGGCCCCUACUGUAUCUGCGGCGGACCUGACAAUCAUCGGUUCAUGAUAGCAUGUGACCGUUGCGAGGACUGGUUCCACGGCGAGUGUAUCGACAUGGACAAGUACACAGGCGAGAACCUGGUGCAGAGAUAUAUCUGCCCCAGGUGUGCCGUUCCCGGCCGUGGCUUGGUUACUCGGUACAAGAAGAUGUGCUCGCUCGAUGGGUGUGACCAGCCGGCCAAGAUUUACGAGGAUGCCAGAGAGGAGCGCAGCAUUUUCUGCUCGCCGGAACAUUGCAAUGCAUGGUGGGAUCAGCUGGUUGCUACGCUGCCACGAACAAGAGAGGUGGGCAUGGACAAAUUGACUCGGCAGGAGUUUAUGGGACUCUUGAAUCCGCCGGAUAGUAAACCAGGCCAUGAUGAUCCGCCAUGGCAUCUUGGGGAUGAACCUUUCGGCGUCCCCCCAAAUUUCUGGAACACCGCCGACCUCUCAGUAGUCCUCACGCCAGAAGAGCGGUCCAUCCUCGACCGCUCCGCCGCCGACCGCUACGCUCUGGGCGAGGAGAUUGGGCUCUGCAAGAAGAUGCUCCAGCUGCUCGACAUGGCGGUGAAGCGACGCGAGGCGGCCAUCAUGGCGGGGAAGGGCACGGCCAAGGAUCUGUGCGGCUACGACACGCGGCUGGACACAGUCGGGGCAAUUCACGCGUUUAGUGUCUUUUUGAAGAGCGACGAGGGAGAAGCGAUUUUUAAGAGGGGACGGAUGGACGCGCCUACAGAUUUGUUGGCUUUGUUGUCGGAAUCUGCGGUGCGUAUCAAGAGUGAGCACGAAGAUGAAGACGACGAGGAAGACGGCGACGAUGAGGAAGAUGAGGAAGGUAGUGUCAAUGGCGUCAAUGGCUGGGACCGCCGCAACGGAAUCAACGGUGUUCCUAAAAUUGACCCCCUGACGGCAGGCAUGUGCACCAAGAAGAAGUGCAAGCCACACUCUGGUUGGAUGGGGAUCCUUUCCAAGAAUGUCAAGCACACCAUGAAGGAGCUCGCGGCGGAGGCAAAGGAGAAGUUGGAUACCGAGACAAGGGUUCGCGCUAGUGCGGCGGGGAGGUAUAGGAGGAAAAUGAAGGAGGAUAAUAGGGUGGUGGUGCUUUAUCGCAGUUCGGAUGAGGAGAUGAGUGAUGAAGAUGAGGAGAUGGGUGGUCAGUGA
Molecule: messenger RNA, 1605 nt
Organism: Neurospora hispaniola
Lineage: Eukaryota; Fungi; Ascomycota; Sordariomycetes; Sordariales; Sordariaceae
Exons: 2
Coding region: 1-1605 (534 amino acids)
Cellular component (GO): Set1C/COMPASS complex
Source: RefSeq, a predicted model, not a curated record